Plasmodium gallinaceum is the source of this 489-nucleotide messenger RNA. Its product is annotated as Plasmodium exported protein, unknown function. The transcript is spliced from 2 exons. NCBI's taxonomy places the organism in Eukaryota, Apicomplexa, Aconoidasida, Haemosporida, Plasmodiidae. The coding region runs from base 1 to 489 and encodes 162 amino acids. The record is from RefSeq and is a predicted model, not a curated record.
AUGAUUAGUAUAAAUCCUUUACGUUGCAAAGUUUCAAUCGUUAUUUUGAUUUUUUUAAUAUAUAUUACGAUGCAUCAUGAAUAUAGAUCAUAUCAUAAUGAGUAUUUAAGAUUUCCUUUCAGUAAAUAUAACCAAAGAAAAUUAAUGGAGAUGCAGAAGGAGAAUUAUAAAUAUACAAAUACAAAUGCUAUAUUUGAAACAGAUAAUGAUUAUAAUAAUUUUAAAAAAAAAUUAAAUAAUAUUCUUCUAAUACUAAAAAUAGGGACAAUUAUUGCAAAUAAAAUGCCUGAAUACUUUGAAAUAAAAUUUGAUAAAAUAAAUAAUUGUAAAAAUAUAAUGAAUCAAGAGGAACAAAAACAAUGUAAGUCAUUUACUCUUAUGAAGCAUUACGAUCUGUGUUAUCAGAAUAAGGAAUGGGUAAUGGAGAUAGUAGAGUAUUCAUUAAAUUAUAUAGAAAGACUUAUUAAUAUUCUUAAUAAAGAAUUAUAA